AUGUUUUAUGAGACACACUACGUGCAUGAUGCGAAAAUGGCUGCCCAUCAGCCCAUGCCGUACAGAGGCCCGGUAAAAGGCUCUUCGCGCAACCAGGCCUCGAAACAGUCGCGGCAAUCCAAAGCGCUUGAUCCUGAAGAUUUGACAAGACGGCUGCAAAUUGUGCUAGCCGAACAAAAAGCCGUGGCAGAGAAGAAGAAGCGGGCUAGAGCAGCAGUCGAAGCCGAGCGACAAGCAAACGCCGCAGCUGCGGCACGAAAUGCAAGCGUCCUGCAUCCCGGCCAGCACGGAAUUCCCUUGGGACCAACUGCCCCGUCUACGUAUAUACAAAAGAAGCAAAUAACGGCGUCGAAAUCACACGGUAAACUUAUAUCUCGAGAUUCAAGCGAACAUGCGGCCAAGACAGAGAAGCCUCAAGUGGCUGGGAUGAAAAAUUCUACCACAUCAUCUAGCAACAGAAAUUCAGAGGAUGCCGCCCCAUCCAACUACCGGCACGUCCCUCAGUUUGCUGCCUCGCAGUUUGCCCGGACGACGACUACCGAGACGGUUACGGAGAAGCAUCUCCUACACAAGUUGUCCAGGAAGGCCAUGAAGUUCCAUAUGGAAGGGCCCAACGCAAUGGCUGGCAUGGCAGCCUCAGACCUUACGCCAUCUGAGCAGAACAAAGCACUCAGAAGAGUACAGAGUAUGAGAGAGAGACAAUAUGAGCGGAACCAGUUUCAGCACAGUCAUACACUCGCCACUACGGCCGAGAUUGAGGAGAAGCCAGCAUCUCCCGCUACUGCUCAUACAUUCCAAGAACAUCGCAAGUCCAGAGACGAACCAAACAAAGACCUGCGGAGGAGAAGCGUGGGUGCUAUCCUCGGCAUGAUGAUAUCAGCAGAUGCCGAACCCGCCAGAGCAUCAUUGUCUUCUGCAGAGAAUCAGUCAGUUGCCAACCACUCUGAUGCCCUACCAGCCAAUGCCGACGAGCACCGCGUAGAUUGGACUCAGAGUGACGAAGCUGCCAUUCUUCAGCAACAACAGAAGCAACAGCUGCAGCAACCGCAGCAGCCACUUAAAGCUAGUACAAGCCAACAUGCGUUGCGCAAGUCUGAAUCGAGAUGGGCUUUGCGAACUAAGCUUGGAAGCUUUGGCAAGAAGAGCGACAAACUUUCUUCACCUACGGAAGAAAAAGACGAAGAGUCGCUCGUCGAGUCACCUAAAUCUCCCCUUGCAAAAGCAGGGGGACUGUUUGCANNGAGAAGUUCUGUUCUUCUCGACCAAGAUCAUUAUACCCCCAAAAUAGUCGCAUAG
Trichoderma asperellum CBS 433.97 is the source of this 1296-nucleotide messenger RNA. NCBI's taxonomy places the organism in Eukaryota, Fungi, Ascomycota, Sordariomycetes, Hypocreales, Hypocreaceae. The record is from RefSeq and is a predicted model, not a curated record.